This is a messenger RNA of Hyposmocoma kahamanoa, 2270 nucleotides long. RefSeq names its product protein odr-4 homolog. Bases 1 to 1410 code for a protein of 469 amino acids. NCBI's taxonomy places the organism in Eukaryota, Metazoa, Arthropoda, Insecta, Lepidoptera, Cosmopterigidae. Gene Ontology annotation, biological process: intracellular protein localization. The transcript is spliced from 7 exons. Gene Ontology annotation, cellular component: endomembrane system. The record is from RefSeq and is a predicted model, not a curated record.
AUGGUUCGCACAGUUUAUUCUCCGGAAUAUUGUUUGCAGUAUCUUGAACAAAAUGCAAAUAAUGAAAUCUUUUCGUUGGGUUUAAUUUUAGGUCAAAUUAUAGAUGCACGUGAAAGCGUAAUCCACUUAGCCCGGACGCCCGAAGAGAAAAUCCUAGAUAGUGGUUCAGAGACUAGCUAUUCUCAGGAUAAAAAUGACGACCACGGAAACCUUAUUGGAAUUUCUGAAGCCUGGGUAGCUGAUCACGCUAAACAUGUUACUAGGAUGCUGCCUGGAGGCAUUAUUGCUAUUUCCUUUUCAGGCAUAUUCGUUAUUUGUGAGGAGGAUGUUUUUGAUGAACCAAAUCUUUUUGGUAAAAUAAAAUUGAUUCUAAACUAUGUGUACAAAUCAUUGAGCACAAACCCUUACAUGUAUGGUAACUGCCCAAAUACUAAUGAUAGGUUGGUGUUACAUAUGUCAACAAGUACCAAAGUACUUAAGUGUAAAAGUGUAGAAGUUGGUACAAGUAAAUUUGCAAUUACACCUGUGGAGUGGAAGUUUCUCCCAAAGUCACAGCAAUGGCAAAGACUGGACUGCUAUUACGAGUUUGAUGAAGUUUACCCAGUAGUUGUAAAGAAGAGCGGGAUUUCUGUUAAGCAACAAUUUCAGCAAAUCUUAGAAUCAGCACAUAAAACUAUCCAGUCCAGUGUAAUGUUCAUUGAUGGAGAACUCAAAGAUGGAACAGAAUCUUUAGAUCUUUUGGUGAAGAAGAAGAAAACCAAGACCGGCUCGAAAACCACUCAACACACACAUGAUGGUUCAAAAUCAAUGCAAGUCUCUUUAUUUGUGCCUUUUGAAAACUCGCUACCUGAGUCAGUAGAAUACAUGGAAUGUGAUGGCAGUAUACAUUUCAGUGGAGUGGUGUCAUCAAGUAUAUUCAUGUUUCCAAAGGCAACCGUUGCAGAGGCCAUCACAGCUGUCAAAGAGGAUAUCAUACGGUCCCUUGCAUCUAGAUUUACUAUGCAUUGUGAUGCUCUAAUUGAUGAUAAUUUAUUGCCUGAAGAAAAAGUGUGCUUCAAUGAACCUCCACGCAGAGUGCUAGUGCCUGUUGGACCGUUGUAUUUAUGUGACUACUUAUUCCCUGGUGAAACACCUGCCGAGGCACUGCUCUCGGUCAGAGAGUUAUUAGAUCUGAAGAUCACAGAGGCGGAUGUUGUCUGUGAUGUGGAGACUCCUGCAGAUACAUCGGAAUUCGACGCUUUGGACAGAGACGCGAGUAGCGAAGAGUUAUUGGCGACUCCUCAGGAAGCUAGUCAGUUUAUGUACAUAACAGGGAUUUGUUUUGCCAUGUUGGUUCUUAUUGUCUCCAUCAUAGUACAUUAUUACGAUGCGAUCGUAGAAUUUGUGGGUAAAAUUAUUUCCAAACAUUAAUUUUCUUGGUGGAUUUCUAUAUUUACAUUCCACAUGCAAAAUAGGCGCUUUGUUGUCGAGUUGCGGACACCAGUCCGUUGCGCCAAGUACUAAGUUCUAUAUUUACAUUAAGCGUGAGUUUUUAUGUCGCCUUUAACGUAUCAAUUUUAUGCUUUUCAUUUUUUCAUUAUAUUGACGAUUAAUUAUUUAUAGCAGUAUAUUUGGUGGGCAAAUAACUUCCUCGUCAUUGUUAAAUGCAAGGAAGUCAUUCCAAACUGUCGGCAGUCAUUAUUCCUAUGUCGGCUGUACACUCUCGUCCCAGUGCUCUCGCCGAUAGUGCCCACGCGAGAGGCCUUUUCACGAAUGCGCCCAUGUACUCUCUUAUAUUUGUUGCGGUUGCGAAUGCCGAGAAGAUGGACGCAUUAGAAACUGUUACUUUAUGCGCUAUCAAUUACUGUAAUAUGUAUGUAUGUACGUACAUAUCAUACAAAAAAACUUUCACUCGGGCGCAAAAAGCCGCCCCGGGAGCUAGCCGGCGAGGGACACCAAGAAAUCCGAGGCUAGGCAAGUGCUUUCCUGUAUACUCUCGCACUCGUCAUGUCUUGAGAUUUCUCUACGAGAGUGUACAGCCGCCAUAAAGAUAUAUUCGUAGGAAAGGUACGAAUAUAUAACGUCUAAGAGUGGACGCGCGUUUGCAUCGUUACACUUGUGAUUUAUAUCGAUGCAUUUCAUUGUAUCAUCAUCAUCGCUGCUUAAAAUCGCGCGCGUGUGUAAAGGUAGACGAUUAACGAUUGCUACUGCAUCUCUGCUAAAAGUCGCCGUCUGUAACCGCUCUAACGUGCACUUGGAAAAUAUUACAGUAAAUUUAUAUUUAUACAGUA